AUGGCUGAAAAUGGGUACGGGCCCACGCCCGUCGCUGGUCACGUCGGCAGAAUCCCAAACUUCGGCAAAACACAGGUUAAUCAAUUUGGGAAUUCAGAGCCACCGGCGUGUAUCCAAAACGCCAUGAUGACGAAAGAUAAGAAACCUUUCACAUACACGCCAGGAGGUUUAGAUCUGUCCCAAAUAAGAACUCCAAGUAUGGCUAGAAGAUUGGCGCGCCAAAGAUCUCAAGAAGAGCAAGAACAAGCUUAUCCGCAGGGAAAUGGAGGAUAUCAGCCUCAAGGAGUGCCUGUGCCACCACCGCCACCUCCAAUGAAAAUACCUGCUCCGCCACCCCCACCCCCGCUAGUGAUCGAAGCUCCCAAUAAUAAGUCACCCAAACCUCCAGCUCUUGGCGAACGCCCUGAAAUAGUAAUUCCCGAAAACCCCAUAGGCAUGCUAAGAAAAACGAACAGUCCCUACCACUGGGAAGCCGAGAAGGCUGACUUACAGCGCAUGGGUCCAGUUCCUAAAUUCGUCGAUAAAGUGCCGAGUCCACUAACUGUCAAACUUCCACAGAAUAAUAUACCACAAAACUACGGAUCACCGCAAUCGAAUUAUCAACGACCAUACGGGAAUCAAUAUCAGGCUCCUGACAGUCCUCUUCAUAGACCAGAGGCCCAAUAUGGUAACCAGAAGAGCAUGUCACCCGGAAUGAACGGGUCUCCACCUACAAGAGAAAUCUUACAACGUCAAGAUUCACAGUUCAAUAAGAGUCCACAGCCGUAUGCUUAUCAAUCUCCUCUUGUUAAUAAUGUGCCCUAUUCUCCAACUCCUAACAGCCAAUGGAGACAGCCAGAAAGAAGGGAUUCACCAGCUAAAAAUAGUCCACAAUCCCCGCAAAGUCGAGGCCCAUUUUCGCCAAAUGUCCAACAAACUUCACCCAUAUAUAAUCAAGGCCCACAGAAUAAUAAUGUAUAUCACACUCUACCUAGGGUAGUACAAAGGAAUCAAGAAUCGACAAAUAAUAAUACACAAAAUAAUUACGCGACUCGUGUACCAAAUAACGCAAGAGAUAUUCCACAACAAAGCGAAGGAACAAACGCGGCUCCAUGGCGCACUAGCACAUUAAAUAGAUAUCCGCGACAAGACCAACCAUCAUCGAAUAAUAGUAACCAAAAUGUAUCUCAGGCCUAUUCUCCGCCUUGGAAAAGUAACGACACGAACAAUAACUUGAAUUCUCCUUGGAAACAAGAUAGUAAAAAUAACAAUCAAUAUAACGAUACCCAGCAGAAUCCACCAUGGGUAAACCAAGUCAAUAACAAAGUACCAGAGAACUCUGCUCCUUGGCGGGCACAAGAAGCACAGAGAACGGUUCCCACUUCUCCUCCAGAAGCAAGAUAUCAAUCUUCUAUUUCUAUUCCUGUCACUCCGAAAAAACAGCAACCUGCGCCUCAGUAUAGCAAUAGUCCUGUACAAAAGGAAGUCGUCUACGUUAACGAGGAACCGGUGUAUUACUGCCCAGACAGUCCUAAAUCUAUGCCCCCGUGGGUGAAAUCUCAGAAGGAGAAGACUAAAACACCACCACCAAUAUGGUGUCAAAGACCGCUCGAUGGUAGCAAAACAAUACCCAGAGAAUUAGAAACACCUCCAAGGGAGACCAACGAGCCCGAAUGGGUACGAAAAAGCAACGAGAUGCAAAAAGGUGCACGCGACAUUGUAAGCCCUCCGAAAUACCAGCAAUCAGCUCAACCUAACUGGUCGACUAGACCGUCAGAGAACAGAAAGAGCUUGCCAAGAGACACUGAACAACCGCCAAGUAGAAUUAUUCCAAUCCAAAUGGAAGUAUCUAGCGCAGAAACUAGAAACCAAAGGCAGCAUGGAAAUCAACAACCGCAAUUAAGAAUAGUAAUUGACAUGAAACAGAACCCCAACGAGCAAAGUCAAUCCCAGAGACCUACCAUCGUUAAACAGAAGUUUUCAAAAUCAGGACAGUCAACCAAAAACAAGGAUAAUACCUAUACAAGUGGAAGGCAGCAAUGGUGGCGCAAACAAGAGCUUCGGUGGCCGGUAUUAGGAGCGUCGUUUGCACUGUCCAAAAGUAUACUACCAUAG
This is a messenger RNA of Leptosia nina, 2094 nucleotides long. The record is from the annotation of a GenBank genome assembly. NCBI's taxonomy places the organism in Eukaryota, Metazoa, Arthropoda, Insecta, Lepidoptera, Pieridae.